Messenger RNA from Sphaerodactylus townsendi, 6040 nucleotides. RefSeq names its product fibronectin 1 (gene FN1). The transcript is spliced from 37 exons. The coding region runs from base 122 to 6040 and encodes 1972 amino acids. Gene Ontology annotation, cellular component: extracellular region. Gene Ontology annotation, biological process: cell-substrate junction assembly; heart development; nervous system development. Gene Ontology annotation, molecular function: integrin binding; proteoglycan binding. Lineage: Eukaryota; Metazoa; Chordata; Lepidosauria; Squamata; Sphaerodactylidae. The record is from RefSeq and is a predicted model, not a curated record.
AAGCGGCCGGGUGGGAGGGAAGCAGCCCCGCAGCCGGGGAGGCGAAGCGCCAGAGGGAGAGCGAGCCAGGCAGGCAGGCAGGCAGGGAAGGCGCCCCACCACAGACAGGCAGAGAGAGGGGAUGGCGGGCGAGAGGAGCGGGCGGAGGAUGCUGCUGCUGCUGCUGCUGCUGCCGCGCGGAGGGCGGCCGUCGGGGCUCGUGGUGCUGAUGCUGCUCCUGGCGCUGCCGCCGCCGCAGCGGUGUUUGGGGGCGCCGGACCCUGCGGAGAGGAGCCCCCGCCAGGCGCCGCCGGCCAGCCCCAGCAAGCCCGGCUGCUACGACAACGGGCAGCACUACCAGAUCAGCCAGCAGUGGGAGCGCACCUACCUGGGCAACACCCUCGUCUGUACCUGCUACGGCGGCAGCCGCGGCUUCAACUGCGAGAGCAAGCCCGAGCCGGAAGAGACCUGCUUUGAUAAAUACACUGGAUUGGCUUACCGGGUUGGGGAGACGUAUGAACGGCCCAAGGACUCCAUGAUCUGGGACUGCACGUGCAUUGGAGCCGGCCGCGGGAGAAUUAGCUGCACAAUCGCAAAUCGCUGUCAUGAAGGCGGCCAGUCCUACAAGAUUGGCGACACCUGGCGUCGGCCCCACGAGACAGGCGGCUACAUGCUCGAAUGUGUCUGCCUUGGCAAUGGGAAGGGCGAAUGGACUUGCAAGCCAGUGGCGGAACGGUGCUACGACAAUUCUGCUGGGACCUCCUAUGUUGUUGGGGAGAUCUGGGAGAAACCCUAUCAAGGCUGGAUGAUGGUGGACUGCACUUGCGUGGGAGAAGGCAGCGGACGUAUCACCUGUACUUCCCGAAACAGGUGCAAUGACCAGGACACCAGGACAUCCUACAGAAUCGGAGACACUUGGAGCAAGAAGGACAACAGAGGGAAUCUCCUGCAGUGUGUUUGCACAGGGAAUGGCAGAGGGGAGUGGAAAUGCGAGAGACACGCAUCCCUGCAAGCCACAGGAAUUGGAACUGGAUCCACCACCUUCACCGACGUGCAGACUGCCCUCUACUUGCCCCAGCCCCAGCCUGCGCCGUACGGGCACUGCGUCACCGACAGCGGCAUGGUGUAUUCUGUGGGCAUGCAGUGGCUCAAGACCCAGGGCGCCCAGAACAUGCUCUGCACUUGUCUGGGCAACGGAGUCAGCUGCCAGGAAACAGCUGUGACCCAAACCUAUGGUGGAAAUUCUAACGGGGAGCCUUGCGUCUUCCCAUUCACCUAUAAUGGGAGAACUUUCUAUGCAUGCACUUCAGAGGGCCGUACUGAUGGGACUUUUUGGUGCAGUACAACCUCAGACUUUGAUCAGGAAAAGAGAUACUCUUUCUGCACAGAACAAAAUGUCCUGGUUCAAACCCGUGGGGGCAACUCCAAUGGCGCCCUGUGCCACUUCCCCUUCAUCUACAACAACCGGAAUUACACAGACUGUACCUCAGAGGGGCGGCGAGAUAACAUGAAGUGGUGUGGCACCACCCCAAACUACGAUGCUGACCAGAAAUUUGGCUUCUGCCCCAUGGCAGCACAUGAGGAAAUCUGCACCACAAGUGAAGGCGUCAUGUAUCGGGUUGGAGACCAGUGGGACAAGCAGCAUGACAUCGGGCACAUGAUGAGAUGCACCUGUGAGGGGAACGGGCGCGGGGAGUGGACCUGCAUCCCUUACUCCCAGCUCAGAGACCAGUGCAUAGUUGAUGGGUUCACGUAUGACGUAAACCAGACCUUCCACAAGCGCCACGAAGAAGGGCAUAUGCUGAACUGUACCUGCUUUGGUCAAGGGCGAGGCAGAUGGAAAUGUGAUCCUGUUGACCAGUGUCAAGACUCAGAGAGCCACACCUUUUACCAGAUUGGAGAUUCAUGGGAGAAACAUUUUCACGGCGUCAGAUACCAGUGCUAUUGUUACGGGCGCGGCAUCGGAGAAUGGCAUUGUCAGCCUUUGAGCACGUACUCAGGUUCCACUGGUCCUGUUCAGGUGAUCAUCACAGAUGUUCCGAUUCAUCCUAAUUCUCAUCCUGUCCAGUGGAUCGCCCCUGAAUCAUCUCAUAUCUCCCAGUAUAUUCUCCGAUGGAAACCAAAAAACUCUGGAGCCAGAUGGAAAGAGGCCACAAUUCCAGGCUACUUGAAUUCCUACACUAUCUCUGGUCUGAAACCCGGUGUCCUCUACGAGGGGCAGCUCAUUUGCGUGCAGCAUUAUGGACAAAAAGAAGUCACCCGGUUUGAAUUCACCACCUCAAGUACCACAGCCAUUUCAACCAGCCACGUGUCUGGAGAAACCACAGCACUUCCUUCCGUGGUGACAACUUCAGAGUCGGUCACAGAAAUCACAUCCAACAGCUUCGUGGUCUCCUGGGUUUCGGCUUCAGACACGGUCUCAGGAUUCCGUGUCGAAUAUGAACUGAGCGAAGAGGGUGAUGAACCCCAAUACUUGGAGCUUCCGAGCACGGCCACGUCGGUCAAUAUCCCCAACUUGCUUCCGGGCCGCAGAUACAUUGUGAACGUCUAUCAGAUUUCCGAAGAGGGCGAGCAGAACCUGAUUCUGUCAACUUCUCAGACAACAGCACCUGAUGCUCCUCCUGAACACAUCGUGGAAAGCGUGGAUGAUACUUCCAUCCUCGUGAGCUGGAGCCGGCCGGAGGCUCCCAUCACAGGUUAUCGCAUCGUCUACACACCAUCUGUGGAGGGCAGCAGCACGGAACUGAAUUUGCCAGAGACUGCUACCUCCGUGACACUCAGUGACUUGAUGCCUGGGGUUCAAUACAAUAUCACUAUCUAUGCAGUGGAAGAGAGCCAGGAAAGCAUCCCUGUCAGCAGCAGCAUCACUAGUGAGGUGCCCCAGCUCUCUGACUUAAGCUUUGUUGACGUAACUGACACCAGUAUUGGCCUGAGGUGGACCCCUCUCAAUGCCUCUUCCAUUAUUGGCUACCGCAUCACAGUAGUUGCGGCAGGAGAAAGUGUCCCCAUAUUUGAAGAUUUUGUGGACUCCUCAGUAGGAUACUACACAGUCACAGGCCUGGAACCGGGCAUUGACUAUGAGAUCAGCGUGAUCACCCUCAUUAGUGGCGGAGAGAGUGCCCCUACUACACUGACUCAGCAAACGGCUGUCCCUCCUCCCACCGAUCUCCGUUUCACCAACGUGGGACCUGACACGAUACGAGUGUCCUGGACUCCCCCAGCGUCCAUUGAACUGACCAGCUUCCUCGUGCGUUACUCACCUGUGAAGAAUGAGGAGGAUGUUGCAGAGUUGAGCAUCUCACCUUCAGACAAUGCAGUGGUUUUAACAAACCUCCUGCCUGGCACCGUGUAUAUAACCAAGGUCUACAGUGUCUAUGAACAACAUCAGAGCAAACCUCUGAGCGGAGAGCAGAAAACAGGGCUUGAUUCUCCUACCGGGCUUGACUUUUCUGAAAUAACGGCUCAUUCAUUCACCGUCCACUGGAUUGCUCCUCGUGCUGCCAUCACUGGCUACAGGAUACGCUAUUACCUUGAGCAAGGCGGGGGCAGACCCAAAGAAAGCCGUAUUGCACCAUCUCGUAAUUCCAUCACACUGACUGACCUGUCUCCAGGGUCUGAGUAUGUGGUUAGUCUUAUUGCAGUCAGUGGCAAAGAGGAAAGUUUGCCCUUGUCUGGACAGCAAAGUACAGUUUCUGAUGUUCCAAGAGACCUGCAAGUCAUUUCCUCCAGCCCAACCAGCCUGGUCAUAUCCUGGGAUGCGCCUGCUGUUACCGUUAGAUACUACACAAUAAAAUAUGGUGAAACAGGGGGCAGAGGCCCUGUCCAGGAGUUCACCGUACCUGGUGACAUGUCCAUGGCGACUAUCCCAGGCCUGAAGCCCGGCGCAGAGUACAACAUCACGGUCUUCGCUGGCACCGGCCGUGGCGACAGCCCUACCAACAAGCAGUCAGUCAGUGUCGUUUACAAGAUGGAGAUCAGCACUCCAUCUCACCUGCAAGUAGUGGAUGUUCAGGACAACAGCAUCACCGUCCGGUGGCAGCCAUCCUCUUCCCCAGUCACUGGCUACCGAGUGACAACGGUGCCCAAAGACGGCCACGGCCCCACCAAAUCCGCCGUGCUCUCUGCAGAUCAAACCGAAGUCACAAUCGAAGGGCUGCAGCCCACUGUGGAGUAUGUGGUUAGUGUCUACGCCCAGGGCCAAGAUGGAGAAAGCCAACCUCUGGUGGAGACGGCUGUGACAAACGUUGAUCGCCCUAGAGGAUUAACAUUCACCGAUGUGGAUGUUGAUUCCAUCAAAAUUGCUUGGGAAAGCCCACAGGGGCAAGUCAGCAGUUACAGGGUGACCUACGCCACCCCGGAGGAUGGAGUCCGCGAGCUCUUCCCUGCUCCAGAUGGCGAAGACGACACUGCAGAGCUGCUUGGCCUCCGGCCCGGUUCUGAAUACACUGUCCACGUUGUUGCCUUGCAUGAUGAGCUGGAGAGCCCACCUCUGGUCGGAACCCAGACCACAGCAAUCCCACCUCCAACAAAUCUGAAGUUUCUUCAGGUUACUCCAACCAGCCUGACUGUGACAUGGGUGGCACCGAAUGUGCGGCUCACUGGAUACCGGCUCCGAGUGAAUCCCCAGGAGAAGAACGGGCCCAUGAAAGAAAUCCACCUCGCUCCAGAUAGCACGUCUGCUGUCAUCUCUGGACUUAUGAUGGCGACCAAAUAUGAAGUCAGUGUCUACGCUCUGAAAGACUCUCUGACCAGCAGACCUGUCCAGGGUGUUGUGACUACUGUGGAGAACAUCAGUCCUCCUCGUAGGGCACGUGUGACGGAUGUCACAGAGAGAACUAUCACCAUUAUGUGGCGCACCAAGACGGAGACCAUCACUGGUUUCCAGAUAGAUGCCAUCCCUGCAGGUGGUCAGAGCCCAGUUCAAAGGACCAUUAGCCCUGAUGUUAGGACCUACACCAUCACUGGCUUGCAACCAGGCACGGACUACAAGAUUUACGUCUAUUCCUUGAACAGCAAUGCUCGCAGCUCCCCAGUGGUGGUCGAUGCUUCUACCGCCAUUGAUGCACCAUCCAACUUGCGCUUCCUGACAACAACAAGCAACUCCCUGCUGCUUACUUGGCAACCCCCCCGGGCCAAGAUCACUGGAUACAUCAUCAAGUACGAGACCCCUGGGGGGCAACCCAGGGAACUGCUGCCUCGCCCCCGCCCUGGCACUACGGAGGCCACCAUCACGGGUCUGGAGCCAGGGACGGAAUACACCAUCUAUAUCAUUGCUGUGAAGAACAACCAGAAGAGCGAACCACUGAUCGGCAGGACAAGAACAGACGUGCUUCCACACCUGGUAACGCAUCCACACCCUGGCCAAAGCGGACCAGAGAUCCUGGACGUGCCGUCUGUUGUAGAGAACCCGCCUUACCCGUAUGACUCGUAUGACAAUGGCAAUGGUAUCCAACUUCCAGGCACUUCUGGCCAGCAGCCUGUACUCAGCAACCAAGGACAGCAGGUUUUCGUGGAGGUGUAUGGGUCUCGGACCCCGUCGAGAACAACUGUGGCAACUCCAGUAAAGCUUAGACCGAGACCGAAUGUGGAUGAAGAGCCUGGACUGGUGAGCCAACAUCCCAUACGUAUCCCAGACCUGGACGAACCUUAUCCUCACAGCCUCGUGCCCAGGAAUAAUUACACCCAGCUCCAGGAAGCCCUGUCCCAGACAACCAUCUCCUGGCGCCCCUUUCUGGAGAGCUCCGAAUACGUCAUCUCCUGUCACCCUCUUGGAGCUGAGGAAGAACCUUCGGAGUUUAAGGUCCCUGGCACGUCUUCCAGCGCCACACUUACUGGUCUGACCCGAGGUGCCACCUACAACAUCAUAGUGGAGGCUGUGAAAAAUCAAAGGCGGCACAAAGUCCUUGAGGAGAAGGUCACUGUGGGCAAUGCCAUUCUUUUCCCAGGUUUUCACCCCUGGGUUGAGAUAUUUUACAACAUAGGACAGCUUACUCUCCACAGUAGUCACAACACCCUGGACAGGUCUGUUGGUCAGAGAGUCUUUCAGAGCGUAGGACACUGA